GUCGACCGGAGCGUCAUUCUUCUCCGCUGGCUGCACUCUAAACCUGACGCCGUGGACGUAGCUCCAGCAAAUCCGUCCUUCAAAAUUCAUAUUUGGAUUAAAGUUUUGAUAUUUUAAAGCGCAGGGAUUUUAAAUACAUGUAUUAUUAGUGAACAUUUCUAGUCUAUAUUUUUUAAAUUACCUUUACGUUUUACCAAAAUGAUCAAAAACGGUCACCACGCAUCGAAUGUGCCGGUUAGAGACACCGGGUCAAAGCCGAGGGACUCCGCUUGCAGCCCCGAGAAGAGGAAGCGCUGUGUCCGGGUGUGGUGUGACGGAUGUUAUGACAUGGUGCACUACGGCCACUCCAACCAGCUGAGACAGGCCAAGGCCAUGGGGGACUUCCUCAUAGUGGGAAUACACACAGACGCUGAGAUCUCGAAGCACAAGGGGCCACCAGUGUUCACGCAGGCGGAGCGUUAUAAGAUGGUGCGGGCCAUCAAGUGGGUGGAUGACAUCGUGGAGGGGGCUCCCUACGUCACCACCCUGGACACCCUGGACCAGCACAGCUGUGACUUCUGUGUCCACGGAGAUGACAUCACGCUGACGGUGGAUGGGAAGGACACGUAUGCGGAGGUGAAGCGGGAGGGCCGCUACCGCGAGUGCAAACGCACGCAGGGCGUGUCCACCACUGACCUGGUGGGACGCAUGCUGCUGAUGACCAAGGCUCACCACAGCAACAUCGAUAACUCAGACUACCAGCAGCACACAGACAACUUUGGAAAGGGUCCUAAAGGCCACAGUCCCUGGACGGGGGUGUCCCAGUUCCUGCAGACGUCCCAGAAGAUCAUCCAGUUUGCGUCAGGGAAGGAGCCCCAGCCUGGAGACACCAUCAUCUACGUGGCCGGAGCCUUCGACCUCUUCCACAUUGGUCAUGUGGACUUCCUGGAGACGGUGUUCAAACAGGCAGAGAAGCCCUAUGUCAUCGUGGGCCUCCACUUUGACCAGGAAGUGAACCGCUACAAAGGGAAGAACUACCCAAUCAUGAACGUCCACGAGAGGACCCUGAGUGUCCUGGCCUGCAGGUAUGUGUCUGAGGUUGUCAUCGGGGCGCCCUAUGCUGUGGGUAAAGAUCUGCUGGACCACUUCAAGGUGGACCUGGUGUGUCAUGGCAAGACGGAGGUGUCCCCUGAUAAGGAUGGGACUGACCCCUACGCUGAGCCUAAGAAGAGGGGUGUAUUCCGGACAGUGGACAGUGUUAACGACCUGACCACUGAUGACAUCGUCCAGAGAAUCAUCGAGAACAGGCUCCAGUUUGAGGCCAGGAACCAGAACAAGGAGGCUAAGGAGAUGGCUGUGAUCGAGGCCAUGAGGCUGAGAGAGGAGGGGGUCCAGGGGGGCGACGCCACCCAGGCGGCCCAGUAGAACCAGCCUCCCAGGUUCUACACCCCCUGCCCCCCCAGCACACACUGGUCCUACACCCCAGCCUCCCACACAGAAUCACCCACUGAAUACAUCCGGUUCCUGCCCGCCCAGCUCACCCCAGAACCGGUCCAGUCCAGUUCCUCGGCCGUCCAACCCCCCCCCCCCCCUUUUAAACCCGGGCCCAGACCUUAAACCAGCUCUGUUUAACUGGCCACUCCAAAUAGACAGUUAAUUUAUUUCCCCUUCCACACACAGACACACUGUACUAUGUUGGUGGUGUGGCUCAAAAGGUCUAGGAACCUUCUAGAACACUUUUUUACAGUGUUCCCUGUUCCUUCAUCAGCUGUGGAACAUUACCCUGUAUACGGUCACCAGUCAUUUUGAAUGGACUGAAAGAAUUCAGCAAUGGUUUUAGAGGUGUAAAUGGGCAUUGUGUGUGUGUGUGUAAGAAAGAUGGAUAGAGACAGUGUGUAUGUGUGUGAGCGUGUGUGUGUGGGAGAGAGAGAUCCCCUUAAUUAAGUUUAUUUGGAAUGUGACCAAUGAUGUGUGUUUGAGAGAGUGUGUGUGUGUGAGAGAGAGACUGUGUGUGUGUGUGAGAGACAGUGUGUUAGUGAGGCAGAGGGAUGAAAGAAAGAUGACACAUAAUAAAGUGUGUUUGUUUGUCCACAUUCUGGCAGCAGCGUGUAUGAGAUGAAUGAUAGUCGUUCUUCUCUUCAGAGUACUUUGUUUUAACGGCUGGCUUUACUUUAGUCAAAUGACAACUACCACCGCGGCAAUAAAACUGUUCUAACAGUACUGAGCAAACUA
Osmerus eperlanus (European smelt) is the source of this 2211-nucleotide messenger RNA. It is a transcript of the gene pcyt2, whose product is annotated as phosphate cytidylyltransferase 2, ethanolamine. The record is from RefSeq and is a predicted model, not a curated record. Gene Ontology annotation, cellular component: cytoplasm. Gene Ontology annotation, molecular function: ethanolamine-phosphate cytidylyltransferase activity. Gene Ontology annotation, biological process: phosphatidylethanolamine biosynthetic process. NCBI's taxonomy places the organism in Eukaryota, Metazoa, Chordata, Actinopteri, Osmeriformes, Osmeridae. Bases 199 to 1404 code for a protein of 401 amino acids. The transcript has 12 exons.